AUGUUAAUCUAUGGAAAAAACCCCCUUAAAGAUGACAUCAAUGGUGUGACCAUGUUGAUUAAUUGGAUACCUCUUUUAUCAUUCUUUCAAUUGACCUCUAGAUCUAGAGUAGUUUUGAAAACAGUAAAAAUAAUGAAAAUUUUAAUAACAUUAAUAUUUAUAAUAUUAAAUGGAUUGAAUUUUGUUUAUGGAGAUUUGUCUCCACAAGAAAUUCAAACAUUAAUAUCAAAUCAUAACAAUUGGAGAUCAUCACCAGAUCCACCAUCGGCAUCACCACUAUCAGCCCUUACAUAUGAUUAUGGAAUGGCAACUACACUUCAAAAUCAUUUAAAUACUUGCUCCUAUACAUUCUCUCCCUACUCUUCCUAUGGUAUAGUAUCAGAGUGGAUGUAUUGGUGGGAACCACAAUCCUAUUUCAAUUUACAAGGUAAUUUGGAUAUGAUUUGGGAGCAAAGAAAUUCAUUUGAUUGGAGCACUGGAACCUGCAAGUCUGGUGUAGUCUGUUUGCCAUGGGCCUAUGCCGUCUGGAAUACCACCACCAAGUUUGGAUGUGCCAAGGCCAAUUGUGGAAGUAGAGUCAUUAUUGCUUGUGACUAUAAUCCAGCUGGAGGUUUCAAUGGAAUCAAUCCAUACAUUCGUUCAUCUCUUCCAGUUACUCCAACAGAGAAACCAGUCAUUCCAACCGAAAAACCAUCCGAAUCCAAUUCAACCUCUCCACCAACUCAAUCUGGUAAUAUUAUCGAUUGGAGAGAUUAUCAAACUUCUGUAAAAGAUCAAGGUCCAUGUGGUUCUUGUUGGAGUUUUGGUUCAGUUGCUGCACUUGAAUCAAGAUAUUUAAUUAAAAAUGGUAAAUCACAAAUCAAAUCAAUUGAUUUAUCAGAACAGAAUGCAGUCAAUUGUCUGCCAAAUGGUUGUAAUGGUGGAUGGAUUAACAAGUUUUAUGAAACCUUUUCAACUCAGGGAGUAGCAUUGGAAUCUGAUGAACCAUAUCUUGGUUAUGUAGGAUCAUGUUCAUAUACUAAAAGUGGAUCGUCGAGAUUCAAAUUCAAUUCUUUUGGUAUCAUCCCAGCCAACAAUAAGCAAGCACUCAUCGAUGAAUUACAAAACGGUCCCAUUACAGUAGCCAUGUGGGUUGACGAUGAAUUCCAAUCCUAUUCAUCCGGUGUCUUUGUCUGUCGUACUCCAUAUAGAAAUACUAACCAUGUCGUUUUAUUGGUUGGUUACAACAAGAAUCAAGAUUAUUGGAUCGUCAAAAACCAAUGGAAUACUUAUUGGGGUAUCUCUGGGUAUGCCUAUAUCUCUGCUUCAAAUGAUAAUUGUUAUAUGAUGGGUUUUGAUAGUUAUUAUCCAAAGUUUUAA
Cavenderia fasciculata is the source of this 1359-nucleotide messenger RNA. RefSeq names its product Gamete and mating-type specific protein A. The transcript is spliced from 4 exons. The record is from RefSeq and is a predicted model, not a curated record. Gene Ontology annotation, cellular component: lysosome. The coding region runs from base 1 to 1359 and encodes 452 amino acids. Lineage: Eukaryota; Evosea; Eumycetozoa; Acytosteliales; Cavenderiaceae. Gene Ontology annotation, molecular function: cysteine-type endopeptidase activity.